AUGGCCGACCCAGAGCUGCAAUGCGCCGAAUCGUCGAGCAGCAGCGACGACGACAGCGACAACGACACGGCCAGCCUGAACGCCGCCCGCUUCAACCCCAACAAUGCCGUCUUCUUCCACGGUGCCGGGCAGAGGCGACGUGCCACAGCUGGGCCGCGCCCAAAGCGUAGCCAAUGCGAUACGCGCCGGGAUGUGACGAGUCUGAGGAUCGAGCACGAUGGAUCCAGCCCGUCCACGUCGGCGGUCGGCUCGGCGCGACAAUGCGACACGCGGCGCAACGUGGCGAGCAUUCGGGUGAGCCGCAGCUCGAGCGUUUCCAGCUCCACGUCGUCAAUCUCGACCGUCCCGUCGUCCCCUCGAGUGUCGUCGAGCGCGACGGCAGUCGUCAACUUCAUGCAGCACCAGCCGGUCAUGCCGCAAAUGACCAUCUUUGAUCUGCCCGAGGUUCUCCUAAACAUGGCCUACAGCGGCGGCUUCAUCAACAGGGCCGUGGACGAAACGACGGCUAGCGGCUCGAACAGGCCAACCGAAUCGCCCUCAUUUGAU
Mesorhabditis spiculigera is the source of this 546-nucleotide messenger RNA. The record is from the annotation of a GenBank genome assembly. Lineage: Eukaryota; Metazoa; Nematoda; Chromadorea; Rhabditida; Rhabditidae.